AUGCAGUACAUCGGCAAACUAUUUUCAACUGCGAGACAAUACUACAGUGACAUUAACAGGGCCACGCUCAAUGGGGCUAUUGACGUUAUCGUUAUUCAACAUCCGGAUGGCGAAUGGAACAGUUCACCCUUUUACGUUCAGUUUGGUAAAACAGGAAUACUUCGACCAAGCGAAAACGAGGUACGCCAGUAA
Messenger RNA from Dibothriocephalus latus, 192 nucleotides. NCBI's taxonomy places the organism in Eukaryota, Metazoa, Platyhelminthes, Cestoda, Diphyllobothriidea, Diphyllobothriidae. The record is from the annotation of a GenBank genome assembly.